Molecule: messenger RNA, 444 nt
Organism: Colletotrichum abscissum
Lineage: Eukaryota; Fungi; Ascomycota; Sordariomycetes; Glomerellales; Glomerellaceae
Exons: 4
Coding region: 1-444 (147 amino acids)
Source: RefSeq, a predicted model, not a curated record
AUGAUUGCGGAGCACUAUGACCCUGUUGAUGUUGACAAGGAACUCCGGAAUGACACCGCCGCACUUGUCAGGUCCGGCGUCAAUGUUCACAGCCCGGACCAACCAAUUACAAAUAUCGCUGACCGAAUGAACGGCACCCACUGGGAUGUGACUGGCGUGGGGUUCGGCCAAAGGGGCGCGCCUAUUUUGGACGUUGUCACUCGUUUUGAAGAUAAUCUUCAUCAGUUUCGCGAGAAUGCGCCGUUGACCCCGACGGUAUUCAACUGGGGUCCUACCACGCUGGCCGCCUCUGUGAUCCGACAUGUACCAUUGAAGGAAGACUGUUCCGACAAGCCUGGAAAAUCGAUUGCUUAUGAGGAAGUAUGCCCUCCCGAGCUAUGUGAGAAGGUGACCGUCGUCACAUCUGGGAGCCUUGAAGAGCUUCUGAAGGGCAUUGAACACUAA